Leptomonas pyrrhocoris is the source of this 2038-nucleotide messenger RNA. Its product is annotated as putative protein kinase. NCBI's taxonomy places the organism in Eukaryota, Euglenozoa, Kinetoplastea, Trypanosomatida, Trypanosomatidae. The coding region runs from base 272 to 2038 and encodes 588 amino acids. The record is from RefSeq and is a predicted model, not a curated record. The transcript has a single exon. Gene Ontology annotation, biological process: protein phosphorylation. Gene Ontology annotation, molecular function: protein kinase activity; ATP binding.
AGCUGUCUCCCAACUCCGCACCCCUCUGGAGUCUCCCUGCAGGGAAGCGCGAACACACACGCGUCUCACUUCCUUCUUUAUUUCUCCUCUACGUUAACGAACGCAGUGCCGCGUGGUCGGAGGCGUUUAUUUGUGUUUCUUUUCUUCUGUUCUACGUGGCUUCCAAGCCGGGGACGCCGUCUUCCGCUCUCACCACGAUUGCCCGAUCCCCGCCACGCAUAUUCUUUCUUCAUUAUUUACCCUCCGUCGCAGGCGCUGGGCGGCUAGAACGAUGGACAAGUAUACAAAGGUGAAGGCCAUUGGGAAAGGCAACAUGGGCACUUGCACCCUCGCCCGCAACAACGAGGACGGGCAGUGCUACGUCAUUAAGCAGGUCGACCUCACCCGUCUUAGCAAGAAGGAUCGGCAGCAGAGCCUGAACGAGGCGCGCGUGCUGAGCUCGUUGCGCCACCCGAACAUCAUCAACUACGUAGAUAGCUUCCUCGCGCGCAAGUCGGACAGCUUGUGCAUUGUGAUGGAGUUUGCAGAGGGCGGGGACCUCUGUUCGCGGCUGAAGAAGAACUACCGCGUUAACCUGCCGGAGCGGCAGGUGCUGGAUUGGCUCAUUCAACUCGUCUUGAGUCUCCAGUACAUCCAUCAACGGAAGAUCUUACACCGCGACGUCAAGACGCAGAACAUCUUUCUCACCAGCGACAAUUUGAUCAAAUUAGGCGACUUCGGUAUCGCACGCACGCUCGCGAACACCUACGACCAGGCCCAGACUUUCGUGGGCACUCCUUACUACUUAUCGCCUGAGCUCAUUUUAGAAAAGCCGUACGACCACCGCAGCGAUGUGUGGGCCCUUGGCGUCGUGCUUUACGAGGUCAUGACCAUGAACCACCCCUUUAAUGCGAAGGACAUGAAGGGCCUGCUGCAGUGCAUCCUUGCCGUGCGGUACGACCCGCUUCCAGAGGUGUACAGCAGUGAGUUGCGUGACAUCGUGGCGCGAAUGCUGGUGCGGAAGCCGUCCGACCGCAUUCCGCUGGACGACGUGCUGCGCUUGCCGAUUGUGCAGAACCGAGUUCGGGAGUGGCUGGCGGACCCCGGCUCCAUCUCAAGGCACUACGUGCGCUCGCUGUGCAAACACGGUCUGCUGCCGGCCGACGUGGCGGACGAGGCAGGAGCGGGGGCUGGCAUGCCCGCGCUGCUCACCGUCGGCGAGGCUGCCGCAGCGGCUGCCAUCUCCGUUGACAAGCAGCCGACCUCCUCCGUUUCCUCGGGCAACCCCGACUCCCUCACGCCGAUGUCGGAGCACCGCCUCGCUGGGCCGCCGGUGAGGCUCGGCGGCGGUCACGUUGGCGCGUCCCGCACCCCUGCCACGUUGGAGCUGGCCGGCUACGGGCGGCCGCUGAUGCCGCCGCUGCUGUCGCGGUCUCCCCCGCCCCCCACGUCGCACGCCUCGCCACCGCCGCCGCUGGUGUCGUCAUCGUCGCCGCAGCCGUGUUCGCGCCAGCUACCGGCGAUGCAUUUCCAUCUACCGGGCAGUGUGCAGCCGCUGGCGCUGCCGCUGCCGCCGCCCCUCGUCACGCCGCAGCACUCCUCGCCCACCACCACCCCCGCCCCCGUCAAGCUGUCCUUCUCAGCGCAGGAGCGGCCCACGUAUCGGAAGCGCAGCGAGGUGUCACGGCAGUCGUCUGUGUCGCCGCCGGUGUCGCACAUUUCCAGCGGGCGCAACCGCAAGACCGGCCGACCGUUGGUGCGGCCGUACGUGGCGCAGAUGCACGUCGCACCUUCUCCAUACGUAACAGACCGCAACGGAGUCUUGCCACCCAAUAGUUUCCUCCUCGCCGACCCCCGCAAGCACGCAAACGAGAUGCGGCGGGCGUACCCGGCGGCGCGACCUUCACCUGUGUUUCUGAACCCGCUUUACCGCCCACCCAACCCCGUCACACCCUCGAACAUACACCUCGCACCCAUUCCUGCGCCAAUGUCCGAUAUUAAAACGAUGCUGCAUCGUGCCGCGGUGGACCGUGCACGACGGCGACAGGAACUGAACUGA